Messenger RNA from Staurois parvus, 1216 nucleotides. NCBI's taxonomy places the organism in Eukaryota, Metazoa, Chordata, Amphibia, Anura, Ranidae. The record is from the annotation of a GenBank genome assembly.
AUGCGUUGGUCAGCCAUUUUCAGGUCUCCUCGCUUUCGUUUCAUGCUCCUCAUUGUGUUUACUCUACUCUUAGCCCCCAUCUGUUUCCGCAAUCUCCUUUACUCCCCCUUGUUUUCUCGACAACAUAAACCUCAAGCGUUUGAGUCGUGAAUUCCUACACAGAAGCCUACAGGAUGGUUCUAAUGCCUUGCAGCAUUUCCAUCAGAUUGUCUCUACAUCCAGUACAGUUCCUCCUAAUACAUCUGUGCCCUGUGUCCACAGGCAAGCUGGGAGCCUUCGCUCAUCACGUGUCAGCGGCACCACCACUUUAGUUGUCACCAUAAUUACAACAAGACGCCGCUCUGAAUAUCAUUACCUCCUUCAGGUAACACGUGGUUUUGUAGAACGGAUGUCCGAGUGUGGCCAAGAUUGCUCCACAUUUCAGAUUUUAAUUUGUAACGUUGAUUCAUUUCCCGAGGACCACUCUGAUGCCUGCCUCCUCUCCCACCUGUUGCCAAUGGUAGCUCGGCAUUGGACCGAGCAUGUGGGUGAAGCCCCAAACCGAUUUGAACAGGAGAAGCAGGAUUAUGCCUUCUGCCUUUCCCACACAUUGGAGGUCUACAACCCAGAAUAUGUGUUACUCGUGGAGGAUGAUGCGGUCCCUUUAACAGAUGUUUUUAAUGCAUUCUUUCAUUUAGUGCAAGUGCGCUUUCCUGAGGAGCCACUAGGGGGUGGCCUGUACGUAAAAUUCUACCACCCAGAAAGGCUUCAGGGAUACCUCAACCCAGAGCCCAUGCGGAUUUUGGAGUGGGUCGGUCUAGGAGGGUUAGCAGGACUGGUCCUUACCUGGGUGUAUACUCUCACUUUGCGCCAGCAGCAGUUUAGCUGGUGGGUAUUUGUGGCAUUUACUAUUUAUGCCAUGAUAUUGGCAGAGCUAGCAGGGCGCCACUACCUCCUGGAACUGCGGAGGAUUUCGCCAGCCCUUUACAAUGUUGUGCCUGUCACAGAGUGCUGCACGCCGGCUAUGCUAUUCUCAAAGGCGUCUGCCCGAAGGACUCUGUCCUACUUGAAGGAAAUGGUGUGUAAGCCAGGUUAUGCCAAGGAUAUUGCCCUGUACCAAGAGCUCCGGAGAAGGGGGGAAUGGGCUUGGGCACUGGAGCCCAACAUGGUGACACAUGUUGGAAUGUUUUCAACACUUAGAGGGUCCUUUGAAGGAGAAGAGCCGCAGCUGCUAUAA